Messenger RNA from Apis mellifera (honey bee), 813 nucleotides. Its product is annotated as ARL14 effector protein. NCBI's taxonomy places the organism in Eukaryota, Metazoa, Arthropoda, Insecta, Hymenoptera, Apidae. The transcript is spliced from 3 exons. Gene Ontology annotation, cellular component: intracellular membrane-bounded organelle. The record is from RefSeq and is a predicted model, not a curated record. The coding region runs from base 362 to 778 and encodes 138 amino acids.
AUUUAUCCGAAAUUUCACCUGUGAUAAAUUAAUAAAUAUCAACAAUAGAUAAAGAAAAAAAUAUUAUUUUUUAAUAAUUUCACAAGAUGUCGCUGAUACAUUAAACAUGUGAUAUUAAAACAUACAAUUUGUUUUGAUAAAUCAUUAAUCUGUUGUGAAAUAAUUAAUUAAAGAAAAAUGCGAUCAAUUUUUUAAUUAUAUUGUGUAAUUUUUUCUUUCUUUUCGAAUAUUAAUGUACUAUUAUGUGAAUCUUAAACUAGAUUUUUAAAUAUAAUAAGUAUUUCAUAUAAUGGAGGUUAUGUUAAUCAAAAUUUAUAAUUAAAUAUAUAAUUAAAACUAUAUCAAAUCUUAAAUAUAAAAUAUGGAUACAGGAAAUUCGAAUGAAAAUUCACAUCCAAUUUUAGAGACUCCUCCACGUGCUGAACGAAAAAGUACCCGAGGAUCGCGACAAAAAGGAGUAGAUAGCGUAACAAAAAAAUUUCUACGUAAUUUUGAUCCGGAACAUAGUGAAAGAGAAAAACGAAAACUUCAUCGACGAUUGUAUCAAGGUCAUAAAAGACAUGUUAUGUAUGACGAAAAUGGAGUUUAUACUCAAACAGGAGAUGAUCUUUGUGAUUGUUUAAAUUUAAAUUGUGCUGGAUGUCAUUUUUCUUGUCCUAAAUGCAAUUCUCCUAAAUGUGGUCAUGAAUGCAGGAAUAAUCGUAAGUGGACGUAUGAAUCCAUAGAAAAUGAAGGAAGCGAUGUCAUUAUAAAAAAUCCAUUAUUGAAAGAAACUUGAAGUUCAAAAAUUAAAUCAGUUAAUUAUAUUGUUAA